ACGACCCCCAUUUUCGUUCUAACCCUUUCCUCCUCUCAGCCCUUAACACCCAACUGACCACCUGCGGCGGCCACGACCUACGGCGACCGGCGACCGGCGACGGCGGUGAACUUAAUCUACGGAGGCCAGCGUAGACUUUGCAGCAGGUCCAGUAGUAACCUCUAAGGUCUUAGUCUACUCUAUUUAUCAACGACUUGCAGCGGCGGCCGGCGAUUUUGCAGCGGCGGGCGGGGUUUCUAACAUGCUGCGGCAGUAACAGUUGCAGCGGCACUUGGAGCUCGGAAGCGGAAGUAAUAGUUGCAGCGGCAAUCACCUGCGACCAAGCCCGAGCCCACCGGCGGCGAUUUUUGUGAGUUUAACACCGUCACACCACCAUUACCGGCAGUGAAAUCGUGAAGGACCUGAAGGUUACAACAUUCAGAUAUUCAGAAAAGCCGAAAAGCAGCUCCUGGUGGUAGCCUUUCUUAUUAACUCAAUCUGAUCAAGUCUUUGAUAUACAGACUAGAAAACAGAGAAUUGGGGCCUUUUCUUCUUAACCGUUGUCUCUGAAAGAACCCUGCCGUCACACUCUCAACUGCUUUGAAUGGGGAAGAAGAAGAAGGUAAUCCUCCCGCCUCAGCUCCCUCCAGAGUUAAAAGAAGAUGAGAUUGAAGUCUCCGAUGAGGAUGUGCAAUUUGUGAAGGAGAAUCGAGAGUAUGCUGGAUUUGUUUCAAAGCUAGAUACUCAGUCGAUUACAAGGCAUGUGACUCGUGUUGCUAAUAAAAAAGAGGAAGAAAUAGAAGCAUUGUAUGAGAAGCGGAUUAGAAAGAAUAGGUCUCUAGAGAAAGAAAAUGAGGAAGAUGGAGUUCAAGUUGAUCCUGUGGAUGCUCUUCCUGUUAAGACCUUAGAUGGCAAGCUUUAUUAUAGAACAAUGGCAAAGGAAUCCAGGAAACCUGAAGAUGCACCCAAGGAAGAUGACAAUGAAAAUGCAAUGAGUAAUGAAGAUAACAAGGCUGCUAAAAGCAUAGUGAAGCUCACAAAAGCAGAAAGGAGGGCGAAGCUGAAGAAAAGUAAGAAAGAGGCAAAAAAGCAAGAGAAAGAACUAACCAAAACAGAGGAACUGCAAACAAAUCCACAAGCUGAAGUGUUGGCUGAGGUGAAGGAAGAGAUUUCAGCUGAAGAAGCAUUUGCGAUGAAAAAGUGUAAACUUGCAGAGCUGGGAAUGGCUCUACUCGCUGAUCCAGAGUCAAAUAUUAAAUUCUUAAAGGAGAUGUUGCAGAUUUCUAAAGAUGAAGAUCAUAAUAUUGUCAAACUUGGGCUGCUAUCCCUGUUGGCUGUUUUCAAAGAUAUUAUUCCUGGCUAUCGUAUCAGACUUCCCACUGAAAAAGAGCAGGAGAUGACUGUUUCUAAGGCUGUAAGGAAAACGCGGUACUAUGAAUCCACACUUCUGUCCUCAUACAAGGCAUACCUGCAGAAGCUGAUAGCUUUAGAAAAGCAGCCAUCUUUCCAACAUGUUGCUGUUCGUUGUAUCUGUGCUCUACUAGAUGCAGUUCCCCACUUCAACUUCAGUGAUAAUCUGUUAGUUGCUGUCGUAAAGAAUAUAAGUUCCUUCGAUGAUGUCAUAAGAAAACUCUGUUGUGCAACCGUGAAAUCACUUUUUGCCAAUGAGGGAAAGCAUGGUGGUGAAGCUACUGGUCAUGCUGUUCACUUGAUAGCGGAUCAUGUGAAGGUUCAUGAUUGUCAGCUGCAUCCUGAUUCUAUUGAGGUUUUCUUGUCCUUGACUUUUGCUGAGGAUCUUGGGAGGUCUGAACUGUCAAAAGAUGCUGGUGAUGUCAAAGGCAAGAAAAAUAAGAGAAAGAAAAAUGCUGAAGAGCUAAAGAAUAUGCAAGUCAGUGACAGAAAGAAGAGUAGACAGGAAUUGCUGGCAAAGACAAGGGCAGAGGUCCAUGCCGAUCUGAAGGCUGUUUCCUUUGCUCCAGACAUUGAAGAAAGAAGAAGGAUGCAGUCAGAGACGCUUUCUGCUGUAUUUCAAACAUAUUUUCGCAUCUUAAAGCAUACCUUGCAACCAACUUCCAUCAGGUCUAAAGUGAAUGCCAGUUCUGUACCUGGUGGAUUUGGGGCACACCCAUUACUUGCUCCUUGUCUGGAUGGAUUGGGGAAGUUCUCUCAUCUGAUUGACUUAGAUUUUAUGGGUGAUCUUAUGAAUUGCCUCAAAAAGCUUGCCUGUGGUGGUAGCAGCUCUGAUGAUUCCCCAGAAAACUGUUUGACUGUUUCUGAACGCCUUAGAUGCUGCAUUGUUGCAUUCAAAGUAAUGAGGAGUAACCUUGAUGCUUUGAAUGUUGAUUUAAAUGAGUUCUAUGUCCAGCUCUACAAUCUGCUACUUGAGUACAGACCCAACAGAGCUGAUCAGGGUGAAGUGUUGGCUGAAGCUCUAAAGACAUUGUUGUGUGAAGGAAGACAACAUGACAUGCAAAGAGCAGCUGCCUUCAUAAAGCGCUUAUGUACUUUCUCCUUAUGCUUUGGAUCUGCAGAGGCCAUGGCUGCCUUAGUCACGUUGAGGCAUCUACUUCAAAAGAAUGUCAAGUGCCGGAAUCUGUUAGAAAAUGAUGUUGGUGGUGGCUCGCUUUCAGGAUUGGUUGCGAAAUACCAGCCUUACGCCAUGGAUCCAAACCUAAGUGGUGCACUAGCUUCGGUACUUUGGGAACUGAGCCUACUGUCUAAGCAUUAUCAUCCUUCAGUUUCCACGUUGGCUUCAAGCAUUUCAAACAUGGGGACUGGUCACAGUCAGGCUUAUCUCUCCACUGUUUACCCUCAACAAGCUUUUGCAGAUUUAUUAAUUGAAAAGGAAUCAUUCGACAUCAAGAAAAACCUCGGUACAUUGAGCCGGAAGAUGAAAAGUUUAAGGAGGUCCUCUAAAUCAAGCUGUGAUACGUGCAUCGAAUAUAAUACGAAACUGGAAACGGAUGAUGAAAUCAAACAAAAACUGUCCAAUCAUUUCAUAGUGCUCAAGGGUAUUGCUGAGAAUGAGAGAUUGAGGAAAGAGUUGAAUCGUACAGUGUCAUCCUUAAAGCUGUAUGAAGAAUAUAAGAAGCAAAAGAGGAAAACGCAAGGUGAUCAUUCCAAGGCAAGGAAAAAGAAACGUUUAUCCAGUGUUUAACAUUUCCAGAACAAGGUUUUGGAAGUUCAAUUGUAAUUCGUGCAUUUUUAGAAAAUUUUCUAUAUAAAUUUUGACCUAAACUUUCUUGAGUUCCA
Messenger RNA from Nelumbo nucifera (sacred lotus), 3231 nucleotides. Its product is annotated as binding protein. Lineage: Eukaryota; Viridiplantae; Streptophyta; Magnoliopsida; Proteales; Nelumbonaceae. The record is from RefSeq and is a predicted model, not a curated record. Gene Ontology annotation, molecular function: chromatin binding. Gene Ontology annotation, biological process: DNA replication initiation. Gene Ontology annotation, cellular component: nucleolus.